GCUAAUACGGGAGUUUUCUUGUAACCUAGUGGUGAAAAAUGACAUCGAAGGAAGAGGAAGCAAAGGAUGACGUCAGACCUGGAGUUGAGUCUGUUCCUCGCAGACGUAACAGACGAGGUUUAUUGAGACUUUAUUAUGGCGUGUCUGACGAGGACAGAACAGGACAGUCAGAUCCUACUGAUAUUGACGGACCUCAUUUCAAGGUUGAGUCAUAUCUGGAUGAACUGUACAAAACUACGGGUCUCAAUGAGCUGAUGCAACAUGAAGAGAGGAUGCAUCGUGAAAUCAAGGCUCUUGACAGUGACAUGCAGACUCUCGUGUACGAAAACUACAACAAAUUCAUUAGCGCCACGGAUACGAUACGAAAGAUGAAAGACGAUUUUCGUUGUAUGGAAGAAGAGAUGAAGAGCCUGGACGAGAAUAUGCGAGCAAUCACUGAAUUUAGUGACACGAUUAAUGCCACAUUGGCUGACAAACGACACAGAAUAAAGAAAUUGUCAGGCGUUCAUGGGAUGCUGCAGAAAAUGCAGUUUCUGUUUGAGCUGCCGGCGAGACUCAAUAAAUGCUUGGAGAUGGGAUCACACGCACAGGCUGUCAGAUAUUACUCGAAGGCAACUGUAGUGUUGAAGCUGUAUGAAGACAUGCCGUCGUUUCGUGGAAUUCAAGAAGAUUGUGAGAAGAUUGUUUCUCAGUUGAGACAGAAACUGAGAGAGAUGCUUGAUGAUGAAACAGCGUCUUCUCAACAAUUGUCUGAAUGUGUUGACCUUCUACUUCAGCUAGACGAGCCUGCUGGAGAGCUGUGUGACCAAUUCCUCACAAGAUCACAUCUCAGAUUACAACCAGACCUCGCCAGUCUUACCUCAACGUCUGGUGAAACUGAUGAAGACAUUGUCAGUUAUAUUGAUCGUGGCUGCAACACGUUCCUCAGCAACUUGAGCUUACUGAUCACGUCGUUCCAAGACUUGUUUGUUCAUCGAGAGGUCCACGGUGCAUCUGUUGCCAAUAUUGCUAAGCCCAAGAUGGAGGGAUUUGUGUCAUCACUGAUGGAGCCAUAUUUUGAAGCAGUGAAGAGCAGAUGUGUUCUAGAGUCUCGAGCUGGAGAGAGUGUGUUGCUGGUGAGGGCUUUGGAUAGGCUUCAUAGACGAAUUCAAGCUGUGCAGAAGCUAAUGCCAUCUCUAGAUAUUGCAAGGGUUUGUGCAGAUAUUAUUUUAGCUGCUUCUGAAGAGAGAGUGAAGUUCUGUAAUGAACAUCUAAGAAGCCAUUUAUCGGGUUGUGUGAUGGACAUGAAGCAAGCUCUCACCAGCAGGCAGCGUCAGCUUACUGUCCAAUCAGGUUCAUCAAACAGUGUUUUAUCAGAUCUCUUCACAACUAUGCAACAAUCAGUCACAGACAAAAUAAAGGCGACACUCUUUAGCCUGAAAGACUUUGUUGCUCCGGAAAUCACGUUUGCCGGUAAGCACUACUUUCGGACCGCCUUCUGUCAUGACUGGGUGUUGCAACAGCUUGUUCUUGACUUCAUACAGCAUCUACUCUCAACAGCACAAAGUUAUUGCGAUUUGAUGGCAGGACGUGAUGCGGUUCCUCCUGCUCUUGUGUUGAUGGUGUCUAGGUUGUGCCUUGAUUUUGAGCAGUCAACCAUUAGCUAUUUGGUAACUUUAACAGAUGAAAUGUUUCCACUGAUGGACAGAGCGUCUAUUCUCACAAAGCCAGUUGCUCGAUUGUGUUCAACAGCAAACCAAGCAGCUCGAAAAUUAAUCAACCAUUACGUGCAACUGCAAGGUGUUGACAUAUCACAGAUGAUUCGCAAGAGUGUCGAGACGCGAGACUGGAUUGCUACAAUUGAGCCUCAAAGCGUACGAGCUGUCAUGAAGCGAAUUGUCGAAGACCUAACACUAAUCGACUUACAAACUGGCAUGUUGUAUGAAGAAGGCGUGAAACGCGAUAGAAGCUCAGACGACAGUAAGAGAACGUGGUCAUACAGUCAGUCAAGACAGGCAGCGAAACCGUGGGGUUACACACCAAGUGGUGUGGAUUCUGGUCUAUUGGCCAACAUCCAGAAACUGUUCUCGGAGAGAAUCGAGAUUUUCAGCCCCGUGCAGUUCACCAAGGUGUCGGUUGUGACGGGAAUAGUCAAGAUUGCACUCAAGACUUUACUUGAAUGCGUUCGACUGAAGACGUUUGGCAAGUUUGGCCUUCAACAAAUGCAAGUCGACUGUCACUAUCUACAGCUCUAUCUGUGGAGAUUUGUUUCCGAUGAAAAUAUUGUUCAUGGCUUGUUGGAUGAGGUGAUGAACUCUGCAGUGAACAGAUGCAUCGACCCUCACCUAAUGGAACCAAGUGUUGUUGAAGUGAUCUGCAAUCAAGUGUGAAGGAAACCUGUUCAUUACUUCUCCAGUUCUACUACCAAAUACUCUCUGUUUCCACUUAUUAUAAAACAUUACUUGCUAGAAAGUUCUUUCAAAUUGUAUGUCAGAAAUUUCCG
Messenger RNA from Corticium candelabrum, 2482 nucleotides. RefSeq names its product vacuolar protein sorting-associated protein 51 homolog. The coding region runs from base 39 to 2369 and encodes 776 amino acids. The transcript has 21 exons. Gene Ontology annotation, biological process: endocytic recycling; retrograde transport, endosome to Golgi; Golgi vesicle transport. The record is from RefSeq and is a predicted model, not a curated record. Gene Ontology annotation, cellular component: GARP complex; membrane; EARP complex. Lineage: Eukaryota; Metazoa; Porifera; Homoscleromorpha; Homosclerophorida; Plakinidae.